AUGGCAAGUUUGCAGUGGGAGCUUCCCACGGAGCUAUGCUGUCGACCGAUGGCUUUUGUAGCUCUGACUGGUUUGGAUGUAGUGUACAACGCUGUGCACCGCGCUAUUUGGGAUGUGUUCAGUGCCAAUCGGCGUGCUGACCGAGUACCAAUCUCUUUCAAAAUUCUUCCUGGAGAUCAUGAGUAUCCCAAGUGUCGAACUAAGCGAACGUCGUAUGAGUGGUAUAUUCCUAAAGGGAUCUUGAAAACAUCCUGGAUGAACAAGCACCUGAAUGAAACACCGGCCCUGGUUGUAGUCUUCUACGAAUUGGAUUGGGAUGACCCACAGUGGAGAGAGAAACAAUCUGAAUGUGCUACAAAGGUCGAGAUUGUUAGGUCCAGUCUUCAGAGCAGGAAUACUAAGGUGGCCGUAGUUUUAAUUCAAAGGAAAACACCUCUGCCUCCAGGAGAAGACUUGGUAGCAUCUGAAAGAGCUGCAGCUAUUUGUCAUGCCUGUGAUCUAUCCGGAAAGAGUCUGUUUGUUCUGCCACAUACUGACCACCUGGUUGGUUACAUAAUAAGGUUGGAGAAUGCCUUUUAUGAACAUGCUCAGACCUACUAUUACAACGAAAUUCGUCGUGUUAAAUCGCACAAGGAGUUUCUAAACAAGACAACACAUCAGUUGCUGUUUGUGCGACACCAGUUCAAAAUUGCUUUCUUCAGUGAGCUGAAACAAGACUCCCAGAAUGCGUUGAAGCACUACAGAACGGCCUAUAGUCUUGUCCACGAGCUACGAGCCCAUGAGUCAAAUAUGUUGGAGAUUAAAACCUUGGCAGGAUUCAUCAACUACAAGGUGUGUCGUCUUUGUUUCCAGCACAAUACUCCACUUGAUGCUAUUUCACAGUUCAGAAAGCACAUUGAUCUUUGUAAAAAGAAGAUUGGGAGUGCUGAACUCGCUUUUGAGCAUGCUGCAUGGAUGGCAAAACAGUUUCAGUCUUUUGGUGAGCUGUUUGAUGAUGCAAUAAAAUCAGGUCUGGCGGCUAUCCAGACACAGAACCCGGGUUUCUACUUCCAGCAGGCUGCCUAUUACAGCCAGGAAAGAAAGCGACUUGCACUUCAGCUUUGUCAGGCAGAAGCAAAGGAUAUAUCCUUCGACCCACUGGAGUUGCUGAGCGGAGGACUGGACUACUAUGGCCAGAGACCAUGGAGACAAGGACAACAGAGUAUUGAUCCUCCUGACCAAGACAAAGAAAAGAAAGGAAUUCUGACAUUACAGCUAUACGAAAGGGAUUUUCAUCAUUCCGAGCUGAUAAUAACUCUUCUUAGCAACGCUGUUGCACAGUUUAAAAAAUACAAAUGCCCACGAAUGAAAAGUCAUCUGAUGGUGCAAAUGGGAGAGGAAUACUAUCAUGCUCAAGAUUAUGCCAAAGCCCUUAAACUGUUGGACUAUGUGAUGUGUGACUAUCGCACAGAGCGUUGGUGUGGAAUCCAGACAGCCAUAUUAACCACAGCUCUGCAUUGUGCCUAUCUGAUGGCCAGUGUUAAAGAUUACAUCAUAUCCUGCAUGGAGCUACUGGGCAGAGCUUCAACACUGAAGAAGGAGCAGAAGUCUAGGAUUGAGCAGAAUCUGAUACAAGUUCUGAAGAACAAGAUACCUGAUGCUGAGCCUCAGUGUGAUCAGGUUUCAGCUAAUGCAGCAUGGUCACGAUGGAAUGAAUGCAUUGCUUCUGGUGGUGCAAAUGAAUUAACUAUUGAUGUGCAGGACUACAUACCAUUCAUACAAUGUAAGGCCAAAUUCGAGUCUCCCAGUUUCCAUGUGGAUGAAGUCAUCCAACUCCGGGUGUUUGUGAGAGCUGACUGUCCUCAUCCUGUGUCAUUCACCAAGCUGGCUGUCAGCCUCAGCAAUCAGGAGUACAAUUCCUCGUGUGUUCUGGAUACAUCAAAUCAGGAGACCAAAACACUUCUCCCAGGCAAAACCAAAUGCUACAAUUUCAACUUUGUGGCAAAGACCAAAGAUGUUGGUAAAAAAAUUGAGAUGACAGGUAUAGAGGUCAUGCUUGGCAGUUACAGCGGUCGCCGUGUGUUGCUGAGAUGGAGAGGGGCGGGAGGGGAUGCAGCCACAACCCACGAGUUCCUGCAGUUGAACAAGGCAUCAUGUUGGCAUGAGGCCGAAGAAGACCUAGAUUUGGAAAGUGUGAGCAUCCUACAAAAUACAAUGAUUAUCUCCAGAAUUCCAAAGAUCUCUGUAGAGCUGAGCCAUCGGCCUCCUGCUCUCAGCAAUGAAAUGUACUGUAUUCACCUUACUGUACAAUCACUGGAGGAGGGUGUAGCUCAGGAUAUGAAACUGACUGCAGGACUCAAACCUGGACAAGAUGCCAAUUUAAGUCAGACCACACAUGUGACAUUUGAUAACUCCAAGGCUUGUGAUUAUACUUCAACUCCUCUGCUCCCUGACAUACUUCUGGGGAAUCUGGAACCAGGCGAAAAGUUCGACAGAUGUGUGUAUGUAACAUCGCUGACAACUGGACCAAGGGUGUUCCUGUUCUACAUUGCUUACAGCAUUGAAGUAAAAGUGGCUGGGCAAACAAUGGUGUGCAACUGUCAGAAGGAUGAAACGGUCACUAUUGAGACAUUAGUCCCAUUUGAAGUUUCUUCGAACUUAAUGUCCACCAAGUUUGAGCUUCUGGAGCAAGUAGCAGUGGACCUUCCCUUUCUGAUGUUAACAGAGAUCCAGUCAUCAUCCCCCUGGCCCCUGCUUUUGGCUUCGUCAUCUCUGGAGAGUGUCACAGUAACAAACCCGCAACACCAUGAGUCCCAGCUGCAGGAUGUGAUCCUGCGGAAAGACGAGAGUGCAAGUGAAUGUUUCUCUCUUCGGUGUGCACCACUUGGGAACAAGAAUAAUUCUGUGGCGACCGGACAGUACGUCAUAUCAUGGAGAAGAUAUUCUUCCGGCCCAGAUCGUCCUCUUAUCAGUACAACAGUUACUCUGCCGCAGGCCUUUCUGGAGCCUGUCCCACUUCACAUCCAUGCUGAUAUCCCUCCCUUUGGGAGAGUCCGAGAGUCCCUUCCCAUUUGUUUCCACAUAGAAAACAGAACAAAUCUGGUACAGGAGGCCCAGAUAACUGUUGAACCAUCUGAUUCCUUCAUGUUUUCUGGACUAAAACAGGUGCAUCUCCGUAUACUUCCUGGUUUAAAGCAGCAAAUGCUGUACAACUAUUACCCACUGAUUGCGGGAUACCAAACGUUACCACAACUCACCAUCUGCAUGUCCCGCUGUACAACCAAUGCAUACAGCCUCAGACGUUUCCUUCCUCACCGUAUCUUUGUCAAGCCACAGGGUAAAGAGAUGGACAACUUCUCCAAGGCUGCAGCUUGA
Messenger RNA from Nerophis lumbriciformis (worm pipefish), 3354 nucleotides. Lineage: Eukaryota; Metazoa; Chordata; Actinopteri; Syngnathiformes; Syngnathidae. The record is from RefSeq and is a predicted model, not a curated record.